AUGCUUCCAAAGAAAUACAACAUCGUCUGGGAUGCGUUCGGAAGUGGUGUCAUCAACAAAGGUCGCGACGGUGUGGUGCUGUCCGGGCCACCUGGUAUGGUGGUGAAAGUGCCACGCCGCUACAAGGAUGACACGUCGGUCACGGGUUACCGCGACUCGGAAUACGUGCGUUAUUUUGAGCAAGAGAGGGCCAUGAUCGCACUGAUCCAGGAGCAAACGAGACAACCACACCCCAACAUCAUCCAGAUUGUACUGUCGACCAGCGACGGCUUCUUCCUCCCUCUGAUGAAAGAAACCCUCAAGGACGUGCUGAACCGCAAAGAAAGCGUUCCCGACAACGAUUCCAGCCGCUGGCUGGUCCAGAUUGCAUCGGCCUGCGCGUGGCUCGAAGUCAUGGACUAUUUCCACGGCGACCUACGGCCACCAAACAUCUUGCUGGAUGCCGACGGCCAUGUCAAGUUGUGCGAUUUUGGCAACAUGGAGAAGCGCGGCGCCAAAAACUACGGGGCAACAGCCCCAUACUACAAGGACUCGGAGGUGGGCCCGGCCGGCGAGCAGUUUGCAAUUGGAUCGCUCAUGUACGCGCUCUUCUCGGGGCACGAAUUGCUGCACGACGUGGAGGACUACGAAACGAAGCACCGUAUGCUGAGAAAAGGAGAGGUCCCGCCAGUCGACGACCUCCGUGCCGGACAUGUGAUUCGAGAUUGCUGGGAGGCCCGCUACGACACGCUGGAGCAAGUGCACCGCACGCUUCUCGUUGAGUUGGGCCUGGGGUUGGACUAUGUGAAUCCCGCCGUCUGUCUCACCCCAGAAGAGUGUGCUACCAAGGCAAGCGAGUGCGAAACAUGGGGGCUGAAGCAGCGUGCAUGGCAGGAGGACUGCAGAAUGCGGCGUUUGAAAAACGAUACGCAAGUCACAAACAAUGAUUGA
Molecule: messenger RNA, 930 nt
Organism: Sporothrix schenckii 1099-18
Lineage: Eukaryota; Fungi; Ascomycota; Sordariomycetes; Ophiostomatales; Ophiostomataceae
Exons: 1
Coding region: 1-930 (309 amino acids)
Biological process (GO): protein phosphorylation
Molecular function (GO): protein kinase activity; ATP binding
Source: RefSeq, a predicted model, not a curated record